Molecule: messenger RNA, 1932 nt
Organism: Bubalus bubalis (water buffalo)
Lineage: Eukaryota; Metazoa; Chordata; Mammalia; Artiodactyla; Bovidae
Gene: OLR1
Product: oxidized low density lipoprotein receptor 1
Exons: 6
Coding region: 99-902 (267 amino acids)
Biological process (GO): cell death; leukocyte cell-cell adhesion; lipoprotein metabolic process
Cellular component (GO): plasma membrane; signaling receptor complex
Molecular function (GO): low-density lipoprotein particle receptor activity
Source: RefSeq, a predicted model, not a curated record
UCAGUAGUUAUUUAAACACUCCAGCAGGAACUCACAAACUUUUACUUUGUAGAAGUCCUCAACAGCUUCACUCUCUCGUUCUUGGAAUACAUUUGAAAAUGACUGUUGAUGACCACAAGGGUAUGAAAGAUCAACUUGAUCAGAAGCCAAAUGGUCUUCGUUUUGUUUCCUCUUGGAGGUGGUACCCUGCUGCUGUGACUCUAGGGGUCCUUUGUCUGGGAUUACUGGUGACUGUUAUAUUGUUGAUACUGCAAUUAUCACAGGUGUCUGAUCUCCUAAAGCAACAGCAAGCAAAUAUUACUCACCAGGAAGAUAUCCUGGAGGGACAGAUUUCAGCCCAGCGCCGAUCAGAAAAAUCUGCCCGGGAGUCACAGAAGGAACUCAAAGAAAUGAUAGAAACCCUUGCCCACAAGCUGGAUGAGAAAUCCAAGAAACUAAUGGAACUUCAUCGCCAGAACCUGAAUCUCCAAGAAGUUCUGAAAGAGGCAGCAAACUAUUCAGGUCCUUGUCCCCAAGACUGGCUCUGGCAUGAAGAAAACUGUUACCAAUUUUCCUCUGGCCCUUUUAAUUGGGAAAAAAGCCAGGAGAACUGCUUGUCUUUGGAUGCCCACUUGCUGAAGAUUAAUAGCACAGAUGAACUGGAAUUCAUCCAGCAAACAAUUGCCCAUUCCAGUUUCCCCUUCUGGAUGGGGUUGUCAAUGAGGAAACCCAACUACUCGUGGCUUUGGGAAGAUGGCACUCCUUUGACGCCCCACUUGUUUAGAAUUCAGGGAGCUGUUUCCCAUAUGUAUCCUUCAGGGACCUGUGCAUAUAUUCAAAGGGGAACUGUUUUUGCUGAAAACUGCAUUUUAACUGCAUUCAGUAUAUGUCAAAAGAAGGCGAAUCUAUUGACAGCACAGUGAAUUUGAAGGAUCUGGAGGAAAAGAAGGAGACCUUUGAAUUCUCUUCUGGAAUUUAAGCUAUACUUCAUCACUUAGAUGUAAACCAUUAGAGCCCCGGGAACUGCCUGCUACUGGUUGAGUGCAGAGCUCCUUAGCAGACACUGGCCCAGCUGCCUGGCACAUUGAUAGCAAAAGUUGUAACUCCCUCUGUAUAUUUUUCCCUAACUUGUUCCAAGUCCUCCCCUGUCGGACUUCAGAGAAGUCAAUUUUCCUGUUUCCAUUGUUUCUAAGAACUUGUUGCCUAACUCAAGGUCACAGCAUUUUUCUCAUUUUUGUCCUAUGCUUUCUUCUAGACAUUGUAGAGUUUCAGAUUUUACAUGGAAAUCUAGAACUUAUUUUAGGUUAAUUUUUAAGUGACAUAUGGAUGUGUGGAAGUUUUUUGUUUGUUUUUUGCUUGUGGGUAUUCAAUUGUUUUCGCAACAUUUGCUGAAAAGACUAUUCUUCCUUCACUACAUUGCCUUUGCACUUUUGUCAACAAUUAUCCAUACAUGCCUGGGUCUAUUUCUGGACUUUAUAUUCCUUUCCAUUUAUUUAUUUAUUAUUUUUGGCUUACAACAUCAUCAUGAUAUUUUGAAUUCUAUGGUUCUUUAAUAUAUCUUGAAAUCACGUGGUAGUUAUUCCUUGUUGUUCCUUUUUAGAGUUGUUUGGUUAAUCUAUGCUUUUGUAUUUCUGUCUUAAAUUGGCUUGUCCAUUUCUAAAAAAACUUGAAAUUUUGAAUUGCACUGAAUCCAUACAUAAAUUUAGGGAAAAUUGAAUUCUUAAAAAUAUUGACUUGUUCAACUCAUGAAAAAGAUGUAUUGCUCUAUUUAUGUAUUCCUUAUUUUCUUUAAGCAAUGCUUUUUAAUGUUCUUUGUGUAGAUGUUGUUAGAUUAUCAUCAUGUAUUUCACAUUUUUUAUGCUACUAUAGAUGGUAUUGUUAUCAUUUGUAGUUCUUAUUUUCAAAGUCUUCUGCUAGUAUGUAGAAUUAUAAUAAAGUUUUAUAUUAAUAUUA